AUGAUUUCCUUUUCGUUUAGUUUCUCCACCUGCAACCAUAAUAAUAAUAACAGUAAUAAUAAUAAUAAUAGUAGUAGUAGUAGAUCUACGAAAGAAAGUAGUUUAAUCAAUGAUAGUCCCUCUCGUCCACAGGGAACAGGGUCUCUCGCCCGCAUACAAGAACGUCCUUCUGUAGAUGAAGUAUGGCCAGAAGUAGAGGCGUAUCUCAUGCAUGCCGCUCAUGUUAUCCGUACAGGCAAUGCAGAGAUGAAGGAACGUUUGCAGAAUGUUAGAACUCGUAUGAGUUGGUAUGCGGUGAUUUACUCUACAUGUAGUGGUAAUCCAAAGAGUGCACUUGAGAUGUAUCGUCGUUUGGUACUCUUUUUAAUAAAUGAUUUGGAGGUUAAUGUACUUCGUCCAUUUUUACGCAAAGACUUUCAUUUACAUUCCUCUUCUUCAACUUCUUCUUCUUCAUCUUCUUCAUCAUCUGGAAGUAUUUGUCAGCAAUUUGUUUUACAAUAUAAACUGUUUAUGAACUUCCGUCGGGUGGUACUCUCUUGUUUUGGUUAUCUUGAUCAAUACUAUACAACCAAGUUCUCUCUUGAUGAGGUGACGGUGUUGUGUGUAAAGGUAUUCUACGUGGUGGUGUAUAAACCUAUUCGAGAAAUGUUAGUAGAGGGAAUGCUGGCCGUAGCCCAUCAAGCACGAGUGGCUUAUCAAAAUAAUCAUUUCAUUUCCUCACCGGCAAGUGUGGAGGUGCAAAAAACACUUGCCGCUAUUACAGAGAUUGUGAGUACUGUAAAGAAAUACUCCACCGCACGGGAUAUAAAUAUACGAAGAGGUGCUGGAACUGCAACUAGUAAUAAUGGAAUGGAAAUAGGAAUAGGAGGAACUGCUGGUGUUGGUAGUAGUAGUGGUAGUGGAAAGAAUACGCUCUAUCGUAUUAUUGCGGAAGUGGAGAAAUUGCAGAAGUCACUUGGAAUAAAUGGAAAAACUAAGAAAUAUACAAGGGAUGUAUCACCUCUCUCCGUCUUUGCAAGUGGUGAUAGUAAUCAUAAUAGUAAUAAUAGUAAUAGUAGUGGUAGUGGUAGUGAUAGUAACAAUGGUUCUCCAACACGAGAAAAAGAGGCAGUGGAUUUUACUUCAUUAGAUAAUAUUCGUAUUUUGCGUGAAAAACUAGAGAACCGCACUAUUGCGGAUGUUAUUACAGGCCAGCUGAUCAUAGGUAGUAGUAGUAAUAAUAGCAAUAGUAGUAGUGGUAAUAGUAAUAGUUUUAAUUAUCCUCCUUUCACUACUAUGAGUGCUAAUCAUAAUACGCAUAAUAAUCAUAAUAAUACUACUGCUACUAUUAUUGGUAAUAAUAAUUAUUAUAAUUAUAAUAGUAAUAGUAGUAGUGGUAGUGGUCGUGGACGUGGAUCCAAUGCAAAAUCUGGAGUGGAUUUAGCUCAAGUCGUUAUUGUAAAUGCCAUUCAUCCAUUAUAUCUUCUUAUCUUUGCAGACUUUGGGAUUCCGUAUAUAUUAGCAGCAGAGGCCUAUUAUCGUGAUCAGCGAACCUUACAUCUCGCCCAACCUUCAAAACGUUGGCAUUACAUGUCGUGGGUACAGGAAUGUUUUGAAUUUGAACAUUAUAUGGUACGAGAUGUUAUGUCAACAAACUUCCAUGCGGUAUUGCGUGAACAACUUCAAUAUAUAUUAUUAGUAGAAGUGCAUAGACUUGUGAUAUUAGAUGAGAACUUUGGUUUUCGAGCACAGUUAGAUACAUGGAGUGGACGAAAUGGAGGAAUUGUGUCUAUGGACACAGUUCAGUAUACUUCUACCACUCCUACAAAUACUCUAAACUCUACAGAUACUGUAGUUUCUACUAAUAAUACUACUACUAUUCCAACAGUAAUGAGUAUACCAAGUUCUUCUUCUGUGAAAUCAUGGGAACAACUCUCAGAUGAUGAACUUUUACGAAAUAUGCAUACCUUCGUUAUGGCUUUUAUUAAUACGCAGGAUGAAUCCUCUUGGGAGUUACUUGCUAGUGAAUUUGCUAGUAAGAUAAUAACAGAAACAGCUGGGUUUUUUGAUAAUUAUAUGACCCUUAAAGAAGCAAUACCGAAAGAAAAACAACGAUCCUCUCCUUCUACUACUACUACUACUACUACUGCUGCUGCUGCUGAGUCCACUCAUUCCAUUCAUUUGGAUGUUAAUGCUCUUAAUAACAUGAGAUCCACAUUAACGACUACUCCUGUUAAACAACAACAACAACAGCAGCAGCAGCGUAGUAGUAGUAAUAAUAUGAUUAAUAAUAAUAAUGAAAAUAAUAAUAAUAAUAAUAAUAAUAGAGAUACUACUACAGUUGUUCAUAUGAGAAGAAGAACAGGAGACCCCGCAGCAGCAGCAUCAGUAUCAUCAUCAUCAUCAUCCACACAAGAUCCAGCUAUGGGAUUAAUUGUUAAACUUGUAGAGGCGACGAUAAAAUAUAGUAAUCUCCUUCGAAAACAAUUUGAUAAUUAUUUACCAUUGCAAUCCGCAAUGCGGGAUGCUUUUCAUGAAAUUAUAAAUCCAGAGCAAUGGGGUCAACUUGGUGGACGUGUGUCCUUACGUGGUUCCGCCGCUGUUGCGACAUCUGAACUUCCAAGUGUUUUACUUAAUCACGAUGCCGCAAAGAAGACAGUUGCGGUGUUAAAUAAAUUAUCCACUCUGCGUGGAGAUGAGGAGAUCCCAACCGCACAGUUUCUUGCCAAUUACUGUGAUUAUCUCUGUAGACGUGAAAUGAAUAAUGGGGAUGUGGAGAGUCAAGAUGUAAUAGCACGAAUGGAUGCUGUAGCUUAUCUUGUUAGUCUUAUUGAUGAUAAAGAUAUCUUUCUUGAACAUUAUAAACUUCAAUUGGCUCAUCGUCUUCUUCUUUUACAUUCACCAAUGGUAUCCUCUUUAUCAAGAUUGGAAACAGGAAUGGGCAGUACAGGUUUAUCCACUCAUCUUAACAUGGAUGGAGAACGUUUACUACUUCGUAAAUUACAACAAGUACUUGGACGCACCUUAACGUAUAGUUUAGAGGCGAUGUUGAGGGAUUAUGAAUCCACAUUAAAUGGUGGGGAUUUAUUUCAUAGAAUAGUGGAGGAAAAAGAAUUAUUAUUACCAGCAGACAUACAAGUACGGGUUCUCACUGCUGUUCAUUGGCCUACAUACCGUGUAAUCCCUCUUAUUCCAUGUACUUCCUUAGCUGUUGGAAUGGAAGCAUAUACAGAAUUUUAUAAAAACUUACAUCCAUCCCGUUCUUUACAUUGGAUUCAUACAUUGGGUUCCGCUACUCUACAUGCGGUGUUUCCACGUGGGACAAAAGAGAUAGUGGCUAAUACAAUGCAAUCGCAUAUUCUUAUUUUAGUGAGUAAUGCCUAUAAUGCUGGAAGGAGUCUUGAUAAGGUUAAAAAAGAAGAAGAUCCUGUUCUUCCUUCUACCACUACUUCUACUACUACUACUACUACUAUUACUACUAUUCCAAGUAGUAGUAAGGAUGAGAGUAUGGGUAUUAUGGAAGAUAAAGAUAAUAAUACUAAUGAUAAUGAUUGCAGUGUGGAUAAAAUGAUCAACACGCCUCGACGUUCUAUUUCCGGUCAAGAUAUCGCCACUGCAAUGGGAAUGGAUUUCAAGAGUAUUCGUGUACAUCUCGCUCCUCUUGUACAUCAUAAGGUCUAUAAUUUACUCACUCGGGUAAAACCAUCAAAUCGAAUGGAUUCUACUACUACUACUACCACUACUACUACUACUAAUACUACUACUAAUACUAUUCCUUUUUCCUCUACUUCUUUCCAUAUUUCUGUUGGAAUGGAUGUACCGUUAUCUCCAGAGGAUGAAUUCACGCUUAACGUUGAUUACAUGCAUAAACUUCGCAAAUUUAAACUUCCUGUAGCGCGUGUGUUUCCAGUUCAUACAGCAGGUGGAAAAGGACGUGCUUGUGGAGAUGAUGACAAUAAUGACGGUACCUCUUCUCUCUCUUCAGCUAUUGAAGAUACACGUAGAUUACAGAUUGAUGCCGCCAUUAUUCGUAUUAUGAAGAGUCGACGUUCAUUACGAUAUUAUGAGUUAUUCGAUGCGACGGUUCAACAAUUAUCGAAACUCUUCACUCCUCGUGCACGGUCUGUGAAGACACAAGUGGAAGAUCUCGUUGGACGCGGAUUUAUUCAGCGAAAUGAGACAGAUGCCACCGUCUUUGAAUAUAUUGCGUGA
Trypanosoma theileri is the source of this 4191-nucleotide messenger RNA. RefSeq lists its product as uncharacterized. Gene Ontology annotation, biological process: ubiquitin-dependent protein catabolic process; protein ubiquitination. Gene Ontology annotation, cellular component: cullin-RING ubiquitin ligase complex. Lineage: Eukaryota; Euglenozoa; Kinetoplastea; Trypanosomatida; Trypanosomatidae. The transcript has a single exon. The coding region runs from base 1 to 4191 and encodes 1396 amino acids. The record is from RefSeq and is a predicted model, not a curated record. Gene Ontology annotation, molecular function: ubiquitin protein ligase binding.